AUGGCUCCUCACGACGGUCUCAUCCACCCCAAGGAGUACGACAUCAAAGACAGCAACGUCGAGCUCAUCAGCUCGGACCUAGACCAUAAGGUCAGGUACAACUCAGCCGCAACCGAGCCAGCCUGGAACGACGGGAAGGUAGGCCGGACAGCGGGCCUGUACGUGUGGCGCAUCGAAGAGUUCCAGGUGGUGCCCUGGCCCGAGGAGAAGUACGGCCAGUUCUACAACGGCGACAGCUACAUCGUCUUGUACUCGUACAAGGUGGGCAGCGGGGCCAACGAGAAGCUGUGCCACGACAUCUUCUUCUGGCUGGGUGCCCACACGACCCAGGACGAGGCCGGCACGGCGGCCUACAAGACAGUCGAGCUGGACGAGUUCAUGCACGGGGCGGCCACGCAGCACCGCGAGAUCCAGGACGCCCCCUCGGACGAGUUCCUGUCGCUCUUUCCGCGCCUCACCAUCCUGAAGGGGGGCGUGCGCUCCGGCUUCCGCCACGUCGAGCAGGACGCCCCCAGAGAGGAUGUCACCACGCUGCUCCGCGUCUUCAAGAACCCCGCCUCGUCCUCGGCUGACGGCGUCGUCGUCUACGAGGUUGAGCCCACCUGGCGCAGCCUCGACGACUCCGACGUCUUCGUCCUCGACAAGGGCGACAAGAUCUGGGUCUGGCAGGGCAAGGACUGCAGCCCGAUGGAGAAGGCCAAGGCCGCCCAGGUCGUGCACGACAUGACUCUCGCCAAGCACAUCGACGUCGAGGUGCUCGCCCAGUCCGAGUCACGCUCCGUGCGCGUCGUCGACCUCCUCGGCGGGGAUGAGUCCACCCCUCGAGACGGCUUCUACCAGCCCAGGCCUCUGGGUGGUGGUGCUCAGCAGCAGAAGCAGCAGCAGCAGAACGUCAGCGUCAGGCUGUUCCGUCUCAGCGAUGCUUCAGGACAACUCUCGUUUGAGCUUGCCAAGGAGGGGAGCAACGUGUCCAUGUCUGAUCUGGAUGGUAACGACGUCUUCUUGCUUGACCUGGGCGGGAGGGCUAUCUGGAUUUGGGAGGGUAAGGGUGCUAGUCUUGUCGAGAAGGCUCAGUGGCUGCAUGUUGCGCGGGCGUACGUCCAGUAUAUACAAAGCUCUCAGGAGGAUGCCUAUCUCAUCCCUCUGGCCAAGGUGAACGAGGGCCAUGAGAGCAAGGCUUUCCUCCAGGCUGUUGCUGUUUGA
Messenger RNA from Geosmithia morbida, 1203 nucleotides. Its product is annotated as gelsolin. Gene Ontology annotation, molecular function: actin filament binding. The coding region runs from base 1 to 1203 and encodes 400 amino acids. The transcript has a single exon. NCBI's taxonomy places the organism in Eukaryota, Fungi, Ascomycota, Sordariomycetes, Hypocreales, Bionectriaceae. The record is from RefSeq and is a predicted model, not a curated record.